AUGGACGGUGCCGUCGUGAUGUGGACGUGCACGAAACAGUCAGAGGUGUCAUUGAGCACAAUGGAAGCGGAGUUCAUCUUUGCGUCACAAGCCGGACGUGAGUUGUUGGGCCUAAAAAAGCUACUCGGCGAGCUGAAGCUGAGAAUAUGUGAGCUUAUGCCAAUGUGCGUGGAUAACCAGGCAGCGAUCAAGCAACUUGAGCAUGAAAAGAGCACCUCAAGCGCAAAGCACGUGGACAUCAGAUUCAAGUUCAUACUCCACCACGUGCGAGAAGGAGUUGUGCAACCAAGAUUCAUCAAGUCUGAAGACAUGAUGGCGGACAUGCUAACCAAGGCGUUGCCAGCACCAAGAAUGGAAGAUUUGCGGACGAUGUUCAACCAUCCAGGAUGCAGUCGAGGAGGAGUGUUAGAAAAUAUCGUUUUUGACAGGUUGGAAGGUGCUAAAGGCAAGGGCUAUCUAUACCCUGUGCCUGGUGAGUUGCAACCGCAUCUGAUUGGCUAA
Peronospora belbahrii is the source of this 501-nucleotide messenger RNA. NCBI's taxonomy places the organism in Eukaryota, Oomycota, Peronosporomycetes, Peronosporales, Peronosporaceae. The record is from the annotation of a GenBank genome assembly.